This is a messenger RNA of Trichechus manatus latirostris (Florida manatee), 5882 nucleotides long. It is a transcript of the gene BEND7, whose product is annotated as BEN domain containing 7. The transcript is spliced from 7 exons. The coding region runs from base 3101 to 4144 and encodes 347 amino acids. Lineage: Eukaryota; Metazoa; Chordata; Mammalia; Sirenia; Trichechidae. The record is from RefSeq and is a predicted model, not a curated record. Gene Ontology annotation, molecular function: DNA binding.
AAAAAAAAACCCUUCUAGUUCCUGAUCAUUUAACAGGUGUAUAACACAGCCUUUGAGCUUUGGUUAUUUUAUUAGAGGAGGGUAAAGUUGUAUACAGUAAUGUCUGUCUGUUUAGUUGCUUGUUAGAAUCUUUAUUUUCCUGAUUAGACUUUUUUAAAAAUGAUGAGAACUAAAGACAUACAAAUAUGUCUCUCAAAAUGCAUUGUGUCUUCUUAAAUUGGAGGCAGGUGACUUUUUUCAUUGUCAUGUCACAAGUUCUAAUAUUGAGUUUAGAACCACCCUGUUUAAAUAUCUUCUUUGAAUCAAACUGAGGGCCAGACAAAACCACAGACCUAUCCACUUUUCCUCUGGUGUUUUAUCUAGCAUUGACAUCAGAGUAGAGAGCAAAAACGAUUGUUUUAACCACCUGGGGAAGUCACAUAUAAACUGAUGAAAAUUAGAGGGCUAUUGCAAAUAAUAGCGUUUUUUAAAGUAAGCUAAGCUAACUGAUGUGUAUUCCAUAAAGCCUACAUUCGUUUAGUCUGAAAAUGGUUUGAUUAUAGACAUUUUGAAGAUCUAAUCAUAUCUCUUUCCCCCAAAUUUAGUUUGGACACCUUAAUGGAAGAGCCUAAAAUAGUUUUAUAUAUUCAAAAUAUUUGGCUCUUUCCACUUUCUAUAUAAAAUUUUUUCGACAGUACUGAUUACUCAAUUACUUGUACUUUAAUAAAAGUUUCUCCAUAUGUGACUAGCCUGUUGGUGCUGUCUGAUUCGUUCAGGAAUGUAGGCUGCUUUUAUAUUUAUGACCUUAGGGAACUUACUACUUUAUCUUAAGAGUGAGAGUAGUUUUAUAGACGUUGACCUGUGAGGUCUAAGGCCAAAAAGGGAAGAGCUGUUAUGAAAGAAUGUAUAUCUUCAUGCCUAGGUGUUCCUACUUUUUAGAAAUAGGAGAUUGCCAAAGCACAGAAGCCACGAGAGAAAAGCUUGUAAAAUAAUGUACUUUAAUGUUUGACUGACGUAGCAAGUUUUUUCUUUUUCUUUUUUUAAAUUAUCGGUCUGAUUCUUCUCUAUGCUCUGCAGGUGCAUUUUUAGAAAAUAAGCGAUUGCAUAUUAAAGUGCAGUAGCUGAAUGCAAAAGGUUCACUUGUGUGAAAGAUGAGAAUCUUGCUUUCUUAUCCAAAUUAUACUAUAUUUGAAAUAACAAAUCAGUAUUUUUCAUGUGUGCUCACCUUUAAACUGCUUAACGAUGGCAGUUUUUUUUUUUUUGAGUAAACUGAGAAAACUGAAAGAGUGCCAGGUAGCUCUAAAACAGUUGGUAGGCCCAAGAAAACGCGUUGUGGAGAUAAAUUUGGAAACCUCCCCUGGCCUGUGAUUGGGUGAGGUUUUUCUUUUCCGUAUAAACAUACUCUGAAAUGAAAGAAGCUUAAUAAUUGGCAUCUGCAGGCCAAAUUACUGGGAAAACUAUAUGAUCGAGCAAAGCUGUUUUCUGAAGUCAAAGUAGUAUUUCAACGUUGCAUACUUUCCUCAGAGUAAGCGAAGUUUUUAGGGAUUAUUAUUGACUACAAGUCUAUGGUUUACUGGGUUCUUGGAAACUAUAUUUAUAAAUUAAAGCAUAGAUUAUGCUUCUAGUCUUUAUUGGGAUUCUAGUCUAUUGCUUAUUCAUAUCUUGCAGGUCAUUAAAAUUCUAAUUUUUGGUUGUUUUCUCAUCCCAGAUUAUCACCAUGAGGUAUAUACGAUCUCAGAAUUCAGCAGUGAUGUUAAUGGGGAGGCCAAAGAGACACAACCCAUUUUUUUAGUUGUUUUCUUGAUGACAGCCACUCCCACUAAGGCCCAAAGAAUCUCCUCAAACAAGACACACUGGGAAAAUCCUACACACUUUACAAGUUUAAAUUUUGAGCAUUUAACCGAGUUGCUGCGUGAGACUAUCUAUAUGUACCCUGGCAUAAGACUUUUAAUAUCAAGGUUAGAGAAAAAAUCCGCUUCUCUUAAUCUCUGUGAAGGUACUGGCUGAUCCACAAUUUAAGGAGAUAGUAUGUUUUAAAAUAGCUCCUAAUAGAUGGUGGCAUCCUCUAAUGUUAUUAUUUAUGGAAAAUAGUUUACAUCUUUACGGUUUUGUUGUUAUCUUUAAAUAAAAUUUAUUUGCCCCCAGGGCGGUACAGAGAUAACCUUAGUUUUUAGGGGAAAAAUCCAGAGGCAAAAAGAAUCCAAAAAAAAAAAGAACUAUCGUGGGUGCAGUGGAGUUUAGAAACAAUUUGUUAUCUUUGGCACGUAGUUAUGAACAGGGCUAGGAGGAGGGCAGAGGGCAGGACUGCACUUCCGCCCUUCCAGGGCUUGCUUGCUAAGCCCCUUACUUGGAGUGGGGCAGGGACCACUUGGACAUCACUGGGCUGAGGUACAGUUCCAGCAGAGUUGGAAGUCUCCUCUGUGAAUCAGGGCGCACUGGAAAGCCAAAACCCCACAUCCGCUGUAACUCAGUCUAUCUGUCUGCCUCCUAUUUUAUCUCUGAAGGUGAUGUCUCCACCAACAUUGUGUCAUUCUGGAGUAUAUCCUCUGUUAGUAGUGCUGCUGCUGUGCCAUACAUCACAUUCUCAAAAGGCCGUACAUCCUAACACUGUAUUCUCUUCCUCGGAACACUCGGUGAAGGGGAUGCGUGUUUGCACCUGAGUGUUGAGGCUAACAGGCAGGUGGAGUAGUGUCAGUGCCCUGCCCUGUCUGGAGUUCUUUUACAAGUGAAUGACUGAGACCCAUUGAAGCAGAGGAUUUCUGCCUUAUAGUCCCAGCUUGAUUUUCUGUCUCAGUUUAUUUUCUUAUGCCACCCUGACUCAGAAAAUGCUUCUAAAGAGGGAAUUUAAAAGUCUGUCCCAGAUGAAACACUUUCAGAAAACCUCUUUAUUAUAAGAAUACUCAGCCAGAAAGGAUUAAAAUGAGAUGCAGCAGGAUUUCUUCCCACCGUGGCCAACUUUCCUGCUUUUAUUGUUUAUGAAUUACUUAAGUUUCUGGAAGCUUCCACUUGGAAUCAGUUAUCUUUCCCCAUUCCCAAAGAAGUGAGGGUUUUUUUUUGGUAGUGGAUUAUUUUUUCUUUCUUUUGCUAACUUUGGCUCUUGUUUUCAUUAGGAGAUGAAAGCAUGGAAAUUAAAAAACAAAUUACAGGAAUGAGAAGAUUACUGAAUGACAGUACUGGGAGGAUAUAUCAGCGUGUUGGCAAGGAAGGAGAAAAAUUAAAAGAAGAGCCCCAGGAUUCGGAUUUAAUCUGGCCUCAGCGCUUGAACUCCUCUGCUGAGGCCCCGCAGAGCCUCCGCCCUUCUUCAGGUGGUACGUGGAAUGAAUUACCAUCCCAAAGCAGGCAGUUCUCGGGACAGUAUGGCACCCGCUCUAGAACCUUCCAGAGUCAGUCCCACACCGCUGGAAGCUCCAAUGGAGAACUUCCAGUGGUGAAUUCAUCAGGUGAAUCAAACUGCUGUACUUGUAACUGCCAGUCAACGUUGCAGGCCAUUCUCCAAGAACUCAAAACCAUGAGGAAAUUAAUGCAAAUUCAAGCAGUUGGAACUCAAAACAGACAACAACCCCCAAUUUCCCUUAUAUGCUCCCAGCGAACUGCUGUCUCACGCAAGAGAAAUAAAAAGAAAAAAGUUCCCCCAAAGACUGUUGAACCUCUUACUGUGAAACAGAAGCCCAGUGUGUUAGAAACUGAAAAGAAGACAACAGUGGCCUCUGAGCAGUCUGAUCUCCAAGCAGCCGAGCACAUCUCCACUGAGGAGAACCACGUUUUAGGAUUUGGCAUUGUUCUUGAAUCACCUUCCUCAGAUCCAGAAGUGCAACUUGCUGAAGGCUUUGAUGUGUUUAUGCCUAAAUCUCAGCUGGACUCUAUAUUGUCAAACUACACUCGCUCAGGAAGCCUUCUGUUUAGAAAACUGGUGUGUGCAUUUUUUGAUGACAAGACUUUGGCUAACUCCUUACCCAAUGGGAAGAGGAAAAGAGGACUCAAUGACAACCGGAAAGGACUAGACCAAAAUAUUGUGGGUGCAAUAAAAGUCUUCACAGAAAAAUACUGCACUGCUAACCAUGUGGAUAAACUUCCUGGCCCAAGAGACUGGGUACAGAUUCUACAGGAUCAAAUUAAACUGGCCAGAAGAAGGUUAAAAAGAGGUUCAGGUAUGAAUUGGCUAUAAGAAAGUAAUUGCAGAAGCACAUUACUGAACACUUAGACUUUGGAAAGUAUGAUACUCUGCUCUAGGGUAUUUCAGUGUCUUUUGUCUUUUAACGGAGAAGCUCUACAUAAUGUGCUAUGGUUUGAUGUUUUAAAGUCUUAGUCAAAUGAAUUUUGAAAUUCUCCUUAAGAUUAACCAGUAAAAAUGAUAUCAGACUGUUUGCUUUUAACAGUACAAACAAAAGUGAUUGCUAAUCUCAUUUGUGGUUUUAUGUGUCUCAUGCAUGAAACUAGGUCUUUCUUUUACAGUUUGCUCCUAUUCACCUGUUAAUUUUUGUUUAUUUGGAUCUGCAUGACUUCAUAAAAGUACUAGUUGCUUAAGGUAAAAACAAUAAUCAUCAGCUAGAAACACCACAUGAAACAAAAGGAGGUUUUAAGUCAAAUAUAUGUAUAUUUUUAAAUUUGGGAUUGUAGUUUCUAGAAUUAUUCUUCCAGGAAAAAUGAACAUCAAGCAAUUCAGCACCAGUUGAAUUGUAACUAUUAGAUUUGGUGAUUUGAAGUCACAGUCCCCAGAAAGGGACAGUGGGCAAAUUUACCAGUAAACAGUUCUUUUGAGGUCAGUGUUCUCCCAUCAUAUAAGAAUAAUCCUCUCCAGGAGACCACAAACUUCUUAAUAUUGUUUAAAAUAAAAAUCCAAAUCAACCACAAGGACACCUAGUCUGAUAAAAGCCUUCUGUGCUUUGAGCGUGAGAAGCAAUUUGGGAGAUGUACUUUAGAUGCUGAAAUGUUAACAGUUUUAGAAUGUUAUGGAGGUUUAUCAGAACAGUGGUUCAAAACGCAUGAGACUGUGUCUCUAAAAAGAUCCUUUUUAUAUGAAAUCUCACAAUGUGUAGUAUGUAUUCUUUGGUCAUGCCCAUGGAGGAGUAAAACUAACGGAUCCUGGGAACUCUGUUCAGAGGGCCCCUUCUGGCACAUGCUGGCAAUGUCUUUGACUAGACAAGAUAUGCAGGAACCAAAGGGCAAAGUGGUUUUUCAGUGUGAAGACGUUGCAACUCUUUAUUAUAAAAGGAUCCCUGGUGGUGCAGUGGUUAAGAGCUCGGCUGCAAACCAAAAGGUCCACAGUUCGAAUCUACGAGCCACUCCUUGGAGACCCUUUGGAGCAGUUCUACUGUGUCCUGUGUGAUUGCUUUGAGUCAGAAUAGACUUGACAGCAACAGGUUUGUUUUGUUUUAUUUUGUUUUGUUUUAUUAGGGUUCUAAAAUAUUCAUCCCUAGAUGAUUUCUUUAAAUUUGCUUAAAGAUAUUCCCUCCCCUUCCUCUACUUUUGUUUUUAAUUUUAUACUUAAUUGAUACUCUUUUUAUAAAAAAGCAAUAGAUUAUUAAUAUCUUUAAUUGGCAAAAAAAUGCUUUCUUGCAUUAGGUAAUAUGACAUAGUAGAGUCAGAAGACCUAGUUUUGAAGUCUCACCUCUGCUUUUCGCCCACUCCAGACCUGGGACAAAUCACCCAAUCUCUCUGAUCCUCAGUUUCCUUACCAUUAAGUGCAUGUUAAACUAAAACCAGCCUCAGAGUUGUUGUGGGGAUCAAGGGAUAUGUUGUACAUGAGUGUACUUUAUAAAUGAAACUAAAUACAUGGGCAGCCAUGUUUGAGAGCUAUGGAGAUCAUUGAGGUAAACGUGCUACGUUUGUACCUCUCUUAUAUCCUGAGUCAGGGGACCAAAUGUCCUGGUUUGCCUGGCAAUCCUGCUUCACUUUUAUUGUCC